AUGGUUCCAGUGGCACCCGCUGAUGGGUUGUCCAGGGAUGCUAUCAGAAAGACAUGGGGCCGACCAGGCCUCAUCUCUAAUGUGGAUAUCCUCACUCUGUUCUAUGUGGGCCUGCCCAAGGAGGGCCAAAGCUCCCACAUUCAGCAGGACCUGGAGAGGGAGAGCAAAGAACACGUUGACAUCAUCCAAAUGGACUUCCUGGACAGCUACCACAACCUGACUAUCAAGACCAUGAUGAUCAUGGACUGGCUCGCCACCCACUGUCAGGGUGCCUCUUUUGCGAUGAAGGUGGAUGCAGACAUUUUCGUCAACGUGUUCUACCUGGUCAAUAAGCUGUUAGUUGGUGGUGGCCUUCUCAGGCAUAAGUACAUCACAGGCUCAGUCAUCAGUGACGGCAAGCCUCGUAGGGAUAGGAAGAGUAAGUGGCAUCUGUCUGAGGACGUUUACCCUGAAGACACGUUCCCCCCAUAUGUCUCUGGAGCAGGGUAUGUCUUCUCUAUUGACCUGGCCAACAUGAUCUCAUGGGCAUCCAGGUUUGUGAGACCCAUCCCCCUGGAGGAUGUCUAUGUGGGGUUGUGUCUCAGGGUACUAGGGGUUCGGCCUGUGUACUCCCAAACGCUGCUUCCUCCCAGGAACCUGUUUGAGAUCCGUCGGUUGGAUUAUGAGAGGUGUACGUACGCCACGCGGGUCAUUGUCACUGGAUUUAAACCACAUGAGCUGCUGGACAUUUGGGGUGACUUUCAGAAAAGCCAUCUCACCUGCUGA
Messenger RNA from Coregonus sp. 'balchen', 765 nucleotides. The record is from the annotation of a GenBank genome assembly. Lineage: Eukaryota; Metazoa; Chordata; Actinopteri; Salmoniformes; Salmonidae.